AUGGCAACCCUAGACAAAGAAGCCAAUAGAGAUAACCAUGAAGUGGCAGACCUUAAGAGAUCUGAACUUCUCGAGAUCGAUGCCACCCGUGACCUCACCGUCGAAGAGCACAAUCUUAGCUUCCGUGACGCCGUUCGCCAGUAUCCAUGGGCCGUCUUCUGGGCUCUUUUCUUUGGCAUUGCCGUUAUAAUGGCUGGCUUUGAUGCCCAGAUCAUCACUUCUUUCUACGCCCUGCCCGCAUUCCAAACAAAAUAUGGUGAGCGGGUUCAUGGCGGCGACGGCUAUGAGAUUUCUGCGCCAUGGCAAACGGCUCUGGGAAUGGGUAAUCCGAUUGGUCAAGUUCUUGGAGCACUGGCCAGUGGUUAUCCCCUCGAGAUGUUUGGUCGAAAGAAGACAUUAGCUAUCUGCUGCGUUUGGUCCAUUGCCUUGGUCUUUGUGCAGUUCUUCUCCACAAGCAUUGGCAUGCUCUGUGCGGGCGAGAUUCUCGGUGGCUUGGCCUAUGGAUUCUACGUCGUCAUUGCACCAACGUACGCCUCAGAAGUGUGCCCACUGGCACUGAGAGGCUUCCUCACCACAUCGAUAAACAUGGCGUUUGUGAUCGGUCAAUUCAUUGCCCAAGGCUGUGCAGCUGGUGUAGAGACCCGUAUGGACGAGUGGGCGUACAAGAUCCCUUUUGCGAUCCAAUGGGUCUGGCCAACGAUCCUUCUCGCUGGCCUACCCUUUGCUCCUGAAAGUCCGUACUGGCUGGUUCGCAAAGGCCGACGUGAGGCAGCACGUGCCGCGCUCAUGGGCCUGUCCUCAACCGCCAACAGGCCCGAUAUCGACAAGGCUCUUGUGGGAAUCGAACAAACAGAUCUUCUGGAGCAAGAAAUCGAGUCGUCUACGUCGUGGUUGGAGUGCUUCAAGAGUGCGAAUCUGGUUCGCACCGAAAUCUCAGUUAUGGUCUACCUGAUUCAAGUCAUUGGUGGUAAUCCGCUUAUUGGAUAUGCAACAUACUUCUUCCAAAAGGCCGGCCUGAAUCCCUCUGAUUCUUUUAACAUGGGUGUUGGUAACACCGCUCUAGGCUUUACUGGCACGGUCCUCUCGUGGUUCUUACUGAACUGGUUCAAGCUUGGUCGACGCACGAUCUAUAAUGCGGGUAUGAUGGUUAUGACCACUCUCCUAUUCAUCAUCGGCUUCCUUAGCAUCUCGAGCACUACCGGUGCUAUAUGGGCAACAGCCACGCUGAUGGAUAUCUGGACCUUUGUGUACCAAAUGACUGUCGGUCCCAUCUGUUUUGUUAUCAUUUCCGAGAUCUCAGCUACCCGUCUUAGAGAAAAGACCAUUGCUGUGGCUACAGCAGUGCAGGCUGCCGCCUCCGUCGUGUUCACAAUCGUCAUGCCUUUAAUGCUCAAUACUGAUGAGGCCAAUUGGGGCAGUAAGACUGCUUUUCUCUUUGGUGGAAUCAGUCUUGUAUGUCUUGUCUGGUGCUAUUUCCGGCUCCCCGAGAGUCAGGGUCGUACAUUUGAGGAGCUGGACAUCCUUUUCCAGAGGCGCGUUCCUGCUAGACACUUCAAGAAGUUUGAUCUACUUAACGGAGUGGAAGAUGUUGUGAAUCAUCCCGAGAUGGUUUCCAACAAGUUGAUUGUUGCUGCUUUUGCGGCCCUGGCUUCAGUGGCCAAUGCAAGCCCCUGUAAACCGUCAUUUACCAAGGCCAUUACUACGUCUGCCACCGAAACUGCUGGAUCUUCCACUUAUGUCGAGACCAGCACUGCGAUUACUGAGAGCGAGACUGUGAUUAGGAGUGAGACAGCCACUACAGCCACCACAGCCACUGAUGCUACCACGGAGACCCUCAGUACUGAAGCAUCGACGACUGUUGCCGAGGGUGCUACCACAACCACGACAGCCGGUGAGCCUCUUCUCACUAACGCUGACUUCGAAGACGGCACGACUGCCCCAUGGGAGUUGAUAUCGGAGUAUGGGGGUUCCCUGGUUCUUGGCAGUGGCUUCCAGAGUCCAGCCUCUGGUAAAAUCCAGUUUGAUAGCAACAAUGGCAACCAGUAUAUCAGUCUUGUUGUGCAAAAGAUUAACAAGCAAGCACUCAGGGCUGGCUCGUAUGAUCUCCAAGGCCGUACCCGCGUUGAUAGCUACAGCCAAGGCAACGGCUGUAGUACCAUCGUCAGCGCUUGCGUCACAUUCACUGGAUCUGGGACAAGCGUGAUUCCCGUGCCAGGUUCGAUAAUGCGGGCAAGCGCUGAGGAUUCCGCCAGUGACUGGUCACAGAUAGACACUACGUGCACCUUCACAGAUGAGAUGCUAGCUGGAGAUGACGACUACAGCGUUGUGUUUGGAUUCUCCUGUGCUAAUUCGGCUGCCUACCUUGACUCUGUUAAGCUCGAGUGGGCUACUGCAAUCCCCAACACCGACACUACCACAGUUGCCACCGACACUACUACGGCUGCCACCAAUACUGAGACUACGAUGGAUGCAAUGCUUUCGCGAUGGGUUGUACCCUUGGAGACCCAAACAACUAUGAUCGUGUUCCGGGUGGGACUCUAA
This is a messenger RNA of Fusarium musae, 2541 nucleotides long. RefSeq lists its product as uncharacterized. The record is from RefSeq and is a predicted model, not a curated record. Gene Ontology annotation, molecular function: carbohydrate:proton symporter activity. Gene Ontology annotation, cellular component: membrane. The transcript is spliced from 5 exons. NCBI's taxonomy places the organism in Eukaryota, Fungi, Ascomycota, Sordariomycetes, Hypocreales, Nectriaceae. Gene Ontology annotation, biological process: carbohydrate transport; transmembrane transport. Bases 1 to 2541 code for a protein of 846 amino acids.